Messenger RNA from Ostrinia furnacalis (Asian corn borer), 1279 nucleotides. RefSeq lists its product as uncharacterized. NCBI's taxonomy places the organism in Eukaryota, Metazoa, Arthropoda, Insecta, Lepidoptera, Crambidae. The record is from RefSeq and is a predicted model, not a curated record. The coding region runs from base 1 to 1041 and encodes 346 amino acids. The transcript has 8 exons.
AUGGAGACCAGAGGACCUUCUGUAAAUGUUAGGCUGUGGCUGGUGUGGCUGCACGGGUCCCGAGGGACCGAAGUAAAGAAACCGGCGGAUAAAUCCCCCCACAAUGGCGGCCAUUACGGCGAUUACGUCACGCAUAUUAAGCUCGCUUUCAUCUGGCCGCCUAUUGUGCGCGCGCGCCGACUUCCGUGUGCCUUCUACGACGAGAGCGAAAAGCAUAACCGCGAUGAACCAGCAUCCUCCGGCGACAGCGGCGACGAAAGCGGCAGCGAGCCUGAGUCGCCGAGUGAGAAGCGGGCGCAGGCACAGAGCCUCAGGGCCGAGUGGCUGGAGCAGACUGAGAGAGAACCUGCCGCCAGGCACAGAGCCUCAGGGCCGAGCGGCUGGAGCAGACUGAGAGAGAACCUGCCGCCAGGUGAGACAGUGAUAGCUUAUUUGAGCAGGGCAGGGCAGACCAAUUUUGACCAAUGUGUGUUGCCAGAUGAGCCAGCAUCCUCGGGCGACAGCGGCGACGAGAGCGGCAGCGAGCCUGAGUCGCCGAGUGAGAAGCGGGCGCAGGCACAGAGCCUCAGGGCCGAGUGGCUGGAGCAGACUGAGAGAGAACCUGCCGCCAGGGACGUAUCUGAACCUCACGCGUCCACAUCCUCCACCACCCAAGAAGCUGAUAGCAGUAAAUCAAGCCAGCCAUCUUUACCAAAACUCAUGCCCAAGAUUGACCUCCCUGGCGGUGCUAUGCUCUACCACACGGGGGUUCUAGCUGGACUGGACGGACUCGGCAAUAACAUGGGAAAUAUUGGCAACAUCGGGAACAUUGGCAACAUUGGACUUGGGAAUUUAGCAAUGGGAUAUCCACAUAGCUUUAUACUGGGACUAGCAAAUCAAGGACAGGAAGGUGCAUCAUCAUCAACCCAGCCGCAGUUUAUUACCAUACCGCUGUCAAUGGCGAUGGCCAACCCGACCGCCUCCACGUCCAAUGGGUGUCCAGUCGGCGCCUCUAGUGACGACAGCAGCGAGCUACAGGACCUCAGCACUGGGAGGAAGUGACAUGGGCUCCAAAGGAGCUACCACGGACGGCGUAUCGCUUAAAUAUAUUAUAGGAACCAAGUUACUGAAAAUUUGCUUACCAAAGUUAAUAUUUGGACUUGAUAUUACUGUAUAAUGUUUAUAAAUAAAUUGUUGUUAAUCAUCAACUAGUUAAUUUGUGCAAAUGAUAUACUCUGUAACAUAAUUAUGUAUUGCAUAGUACAAUAAUUGCUUCGUUAAAAUCACCAUGCUUGACGAA